AUGCAUUCGACUAGAAGAUUGUCCGGUGAUGGCUCAGCAGUAUUUGAGGGAAAGGCACAGCACAGCAACGCAGCAGGUGGCGCUCAGACUUUCCAUGGAGUGCAUGAUUUCAGAAAACCGACUGGAAGUCAGCAAAAACCCACGGUUACUGUACCUGCAACAACUUGUGGCGCAACUCCUUUCGGCGCGAAUUCUGAAACUAAACAGAACCCCUUGGGUACUGUACCUGCAACAUAUUGUGGCGCAACUCCCCUCGGAGCAUCUCCUUUCGGCGCGAAUUCCGAAACUCAACAGAACCCCUCGGGCACUGUACCUGGAAAAUAUUGUGGCGCAACUCCUUUCGGAGCAACUCCUUUCGGCGCGAAUUCCGAAACUCAACAGAACCCCUCGGGCACUGUACCUGGAAAAUAUUGUGGCGCAACUCCUUUCGGAGCAACUCCUUUAGGACCAACUCCUUUCGGAGCAACGCCUUUCGGCGCGAAUUCCGAAACCCAACAGAACCCCUCGGGCACUGUACCUGGAAAAUAUUGUGGCGCAACUCCUUUCGGAGCAAUUCCGUUCGGCGCGAAUUCCGAAACUCAACAGAACCCCUCAGGUACUGUACCGGCAACAUAUUGUGGCGCAACUCCUUUCGGCGCGAAUUCCGAAACUAAACAGAACCCCUCGGGCACUGUACCUGGAAAAUAUUGUGGCGCAACUCCUUUAGGAGCAACUCCGUUCGGCGCGAAUUCCGAAACUCAACAGAACCCCUCGGGUACUGUACCGGCAACAUAUUGUGGCGCAACUCCUUUCGUAGCAACUCCGUUCGGCGCGAAUUCCGAAACUAAACAGAACCCCUUGGGUACUGUACCUGCAACAUAUUGUGGCGCAACUCCCCUCGGAGCAACUCCGUUCGGCGCGAAUUCCGAAACUCAACAGAACCCCUCGGGCACUGUACCUGGAAAAUAUUGUGGCGCAACUCCUUUAGGAGAAACUCCGUUCGGCGCGAAUUCCGAAACUCAACAGAACCCCUCGGGUACUGUACCGGCAACAUAUUGUGGCGCAACUCCCCUCGGAGCAUCUCCUUUCGGCGCGAAUUCCGAAACUCAACAGAACCCCUCGGGUACUGUACCUGGAAAAUAUUGUGGCGCAACUCCUUUCGGAGCAACUCCUUUCGGCGCGAAUUCCGAAACUCAACAGAACCCCUCGGGCACUGUACCUGGAAAAUAUUGUGGCGCAACUCCUUUCGGCGCGAAUUCCGAAACUCAACAGAACCCCUCGGGUACAGUAGCUGGAAAAUAUUGUGGCGCAACUCCUUUCAGCGCGAAUUCCGAAACUCAAAAGUACCCCUUGGGUACAGUAGCUGGAAAAUAUUGUGGCGCAACUCCCCUCGGAGCAUCUCCUUUCGGCGCGAAUUCCGAAAAUCAACAGAACCCCUCGGGUACUGUACCUACAACAUAUUGUGGCGCAACUCCUUCCGGCGCGAAUUCCGAAACUCAGCAGAACCCUUCGGUUACUACACCUGGAACAUAUUUUGCCGCAAAUUCGGCUGGUCUUGUCGUCCCGGAAACGCGUAAUCCGCCCGAUAUUAAUUGUGGCGCACUUCCAACAGGCGGAAGCGGUUUCUUUGGAACCCAUACAGGUGCUGACUUUAUUUGUAACACGGCAGGGUUAAGCACAACUGUUGGCGCAGCGUUCCUAUUGGUGACCAGCACACCCUUGCCUACGCAGUCCACAAUGCCAAGACACAAUCAGAUAUUGGCCAAGGUUAUGGCCUCGCCAUUCCCUGAUAGUCGCAUCUUCAACGCUACGAAGCAUGCUGAGGCAGAUGCUUUGCAUAAUGAGAAUCCAGUAACACCAGCACCAGCAAUACCAUCCAUAGCCCCAACACCACCUCCCCAAAUCAUUCCGAGCAAUAAUCCCAAAGAGCCAAACAUCAAUAGUGUCAAGAUAUCGAACAUAAUCAAAGUUAGGCCAUCGGCCUACACUCCCUAUGAAAAAGACCUGUUUGAUGGGUUUCAUGAUUGCGAUAUCCACUUUGAUGAUUACAACAUUCAACCUCGCCCCAAUCUUAAGCAGUUAAAAAUUAAUAAUAGUUCCAAGAAAACUCAACUUGCUGGUGUUGGUUCACACAAUCCCCUACCUUCCCUUAACCCUCAAUCCAUUCCAUAUCCAUUAUCACUUCCUCCAAUGCCACUAAACAAUACACCAUCUAUCCCAUUACCAUUCGGUAAUACCGAAUCACGUUCAACGGGCAUCACAUUGACGCGCUGUGGAUACUACACGGUACCAUCGUUGGAUGAUCUAAAAUUGUUUGUGGCUGAAGAUGGGUCUUGUGUUGUGCCUAAUUUCACCAUUGGGCGUCCAGGCUAUGGGAGCGUAUAUUUUGAAACCGAAAUGGAUGUGGCUGGCCUAAAUCUGGAUAGAAUUGUGCACUUCAGGAACAUGGAGAUCACCAUCUAUGAUGAUGAUGAUGAGAAGCCACCAAUUGGCAGCGGUUUGAAUCGUGAAGCCCUAGUUUCUCUGGAACAGUGCUGGCCACGCGAUAGAUCCAAGCGUGAGCCUAUAACGGAUUACCAAACAUUGAAAGAUAUGGGUUGGAUAGCGAAGUUGCACCGGGCGUGUGAAAGAGACGGCACCGAAUUUGUUGGGUACUGUGCUGAGACUGGUAUAUGGUCUUUUAGAGUGCAGCACUUCUCCAAGUAUGGCCUAGACCUGAUCUAACCAAUCAAUGAACAAUUCGUGUCACCACAAAACACCAAUUAUAGUUAUCGAAGAAGGCACUUGGUC
Messenger RNA from Scaptodrosophila lebanonensis, 2769 nucleotides. Its product is annotated as nuclear pore complex protein Nup98-Nup96-like. The coding region runs from base 1 to 2703 and encodes 900 amino acids. Gene Ontology annotation, molecular function: structural constituent of nuclear pore. Lineage: Eukaryota; Metazoa; Arthropoda; Insecta; Diptera; Drosophilidae. The record is from RefSeq and is a predicted model, not a curated record. Gene Ontology annotation, cellular component: nuclear pore; nuclear pore cytoplasmic filaments. The transcript has 2 exons. Gene Ontology annotation, biological process: post-transcriptional tethering of RNA polymerase II gene DNA at nuclear periphery; RNA export from nucleus; protein import into nucleus.